AUAAACCUCUAAGCCUUCUUCUUACCCACUCCUUCUCGAUGGAUCCGAUUGCUUCCUCGUUCUUCUCAUCCACCUUUCUUUAUGCUUCCUCGGAAGAGAGCUGGUGGAGGAGAAGUUGCAGUAGAAGGAGAAGGGAGACCUACAUGUAACGCCACCGAAUCGCUCAUCAAAAAGCACUGGAUCGAAACCGCUGCUGCGGCCACGGGAUCUCCCGCAACCACUACCGCCGUCAACGUAAACAACAACAGCAGCAACUCCGGCAACACUAGCAGUAACAGCAACAGUGGCCCGUCGAUCAUGCCGCAAAGGAACACGGCGUCGUACAAUUCUAUGAUUUGUUGUUACAGCAGAUUCGGCUGCCCUGAUGAUGCUUGGCGCGUUUUAAAAGAGAUGAUGGCUUGUUGAUUAAGGCCAAACCAAUUCACUCUCGGGGUAUGCUGUCGUGUGCUUCGAUGGAUCUCAGUCAUGGGGUUAGAUUGCAAUCACUAGCGAUGAAAAGCGGGCUGUUAGCUGCUGAUGCUUUUGUGGGAACUUCUUUGUUGGGAUUGGUUGGAAGGUAUGGGUGCUUAGAAGAGGCAUCACUGAUUUUCAGGAUAUGCCCAAAAAGAGCUUAACGACAUGGAAUCCGAUCAACUCUUGCUUUGCUAGUCACGGCUUGGUGGAAGAUAGGAUGUGUUUGUUUUGUGAACUCGUGAGAGCAGAAGAGGGUACUUUAUCUGAAGGCUCUCUUUUGUUGGUGUUUUGUCUGGAUUAGCACGUGAUAAAGCUUUUGGAUUUGG
This is a messenger RNA of Linum trigynum, 779 nucleotides long. The record is from the annotation of a GenBank genome assembly. Lineage: Eukaryota; Viridiplantae; Streptophyta; Magnoliopsida; Malpighiales; Linaceae.